AUGGACAAGUCCGACCGGCAGUCGGUUGCCUUGGGGCCAUCAACGACAAGUGCUAUACAAGAAUCACAAUCUGGCACCUACGACCAUCUACCGGACCUAUCCGUCGAUAUCUCAAUGGGCACGAGCAGUACAAGCCGACCCGCUUUCGAACAGCUCAAUGCCACUCUUAUAUCGCGAGGAUACCUUCGUCUGCCUCUGAACGUGGCGGGGAUGCGCGAGGACUCGCUCUCUGCCCUCGCCGACGCACUGCAUGCGUUAAUUGCCCAACGAGAAGAGGACAUCGAAGUGCGCACUGCUCUCACAGCCAAGAAUCGCACGCUGACGGCAUCGCUGGAGCGAACAAAGCGUUUUCAGAAGGAGGAAAUUGAGCGGUCCGCUGACUUUGAGCGCAAGGCGGAGGCUUCAAAAUCCAAGCUCAUACAUCUAUCAACGCAGCUGGAGACGGAGAGAAACGCUCACAAGGCAACGAAAGAGGCACUGGGGCGCAUGCGAAGGGACCUUCAGGCGAUCAAGGCUUCUGCGCUCCAGUACAAAACCGCGAACGAUCGAUCUGUAGCCAGAGUACGGGCCCGUAUCGGAGAAGUGACCAACUCGGCGAUUCGAUCUGCAGUACCGGACUUCCAGAUUGUUGCUUCUGCUUUUGACGAUGUUCCGAACGGAUCGUCCUCGAAAGCUGGUGCAGCGGGCGUGUAUGCCCAACAGGUGCAGGAGCUGGAGCAGAAGCGAGCUCACCUGGUGGAGUACAAUCAGGCUCUGAAACGCUUUGCGACAGAAGCCAUAAACGCUGCUCGUCGCGCGGAUCAGGAGUUGGUUGAUAUAGUGGAAGCAGAGGAGGAUGACGCAAGAAAAAGGGACGACAAAGCUGCGAGCAAGCCGCUUGGCGACUCGAACGGCUCUCGAUCUGCCUCCUCAAGUAGUGUGACCGGGAUGGGCGCAUCCAACCGAUCUUCGCCGUCGGAUGCAUGGCUUGACGGUCACCGACCUCUCUUCCAGCGGGAUCUCUUUCCCACCAACGACACUCUGCGUUCCACCCCGGCAGGCACUUUGGUUUCAGGCUCAUCGAGCAAGUCGCAACAUCCAGCCUUGCGUGCACUCGAACUCACCUCGACUACCAUCAGCGCCCACAUUCAGUCUCUUCUGGACCGCCGCACCGAGCGCUCUAUCUACGAGUCCUCGCUCCGUCAGCGCAUGGCUGCGGAAGCACGCGAGCAAGCAUGGGCCGCCAAGCUCGAGCAAGACGUUCACGAAGAUUUACAAAACGACGUUCGACUCUCGCUCAACAAGACAAAUGGGCCCGCGCAUAUUGGUUCGCUCGCCUCUGCAGCCAUUGUAGCCUUGAGUGGCUCUGGCGGUAGUCGUGCAUCAGGUCGAGUGGACUGGCAGAGGGAGAAAGUAGACUUGGAGAAGAAGCUCGCACAGCUUGUGAAGGAGGUUGCAGUAGCAGAACAGCAUGCGGCAAGGAAGGAGAAGGAGGUCAAGAAGCUCGCCGAGGCAGAGCAGAGGGCACGUAGUUUGCUCGACCAGGUUUCUUCAUCUGCUGCAACUGGCAAGGCAGAAAAGUCAGCAAAUGACUCGGAGGAGAUGCAGCAAGUGGAUGCUUUGAGAGAGGAGCUCCAUAACUCCGAAGGGGAGCGGGCACGACUUGCCUCAAGAUGCGAAAUGUUGGAAGCCGAAGCCCGAGAGCUACGCAAUGAGCGAAAUCGUGUCGCCUCAAUUGUGGCAACACCUGCUGCACCAAAUGUUUCUGCAUUCACCUCUCUCAAGCGACUCAACGAUGCUGAGGUGGCCGAGAUCCAUGCGCGUGAUCAAAGGCGACGCACCGACCUCGGCAGCCUCUCUGUCGUUGCCGAAGAUUCAGAAAUGCCUUCCCUCACCAGCACUGCCGACACAGUCGAGACUGCCAGCGAUGACGUGGACGGGGCAGCAGACACGUCAAAAUCUCUACGAACUGCACCCAAGAGCCAAAGCAACAAGGGCUCAGCCAAUGCCGACAUGAUGAGCCCUGGAGAAAGUUUUGGCAACAAUCCGGAACUUGAUGCCAUCUUUGGCGUCAGCAAGCCUGCCAAAGCUGUAAAAGCGGCUAAGGCUUCAGAUUUGGCGCCACGCCGGUCGUCGAGACUGUCAGGUGGGAGCACUGCAGCUGGGGCAAACCUAGAAACAGCGCUAGUCGAGGAGUCAAAGAAUGAUCUUCGAAACGCCAAAACUGAUGAAGAGGAAGCCGAACCAACAGUUGUGUCAAAGAGUGCUAGCAAGAGGCGCGCAAGCCAACGGAUUUCGGACGGCCUACUUCCAGUUUCAGAGCCGGUGGCCACGGACGAAUCCUCGUCUCGAGCUUCGAAACGGUCUCGGGCAGAGCAAUCAGCACCAUCCUCCGGGAGCUCGCUGGCUGAAGCGGAUGCAGCAACAAAGCCUACCCUAAGAUCAGCUACAUCAGAUGCUGGCCAGUCUCGACGCCGACUAUCAACACGAGAGAAGCAAGAGCUGGAACAGCGACAAAAGCUGCCCCGAACCGUGCCGGGCCCAGCAGCUGCUCCUACCAAAACACCAGCAUUGAGCUCGAGGAGAAUUGUCUCUGGGUCGUCGUCAUCAGUGACUCGACCUACAGCUGCUUCACUGCGACGCAGUGAAGCAACGCUAGCCAGCUCGGCCAAACGUCCACUCUCGAACGCAACCAACACUGGCGAAGGGCUGGCGAAGAACCCAGAGUCUGCUAAAGUCAAGACUCAAUCUCGCACUGUAUCCGAAUCGAGCGUUGUCCGAACACGGUCUUAG
Molecule: messenger RNA, 2772 nt
Organism: Ustilago hordei
Lineage: Eukaryota; Fungi; Basidiomycota; Ustilaginomycetes; Ustilaginales; Ustilaginaceae
Exons: 1
Coding region: 1-2772 (923 amino acids)
Source: RefSeq, a predicted model, not a curated record